This is a messenger RNA of Merops nubicus (carmine bee-eater), 1321 nucleotides long. RefSeq names its product TSC22 domain family, member 1 (gene TSC22D1). NCBI's taxonomy places the organism in Eukaryota, Metazoa, Chordata, Aves, Coraciiformes, Meropidae. The annotation marks the transcript as partial. The record is from RefSeq and is a predicted model, not a curated record. The transcript has a single exon.
GCAGUCUCAGCUCCAGCCCCAGCCUCUUGCCCAGACUGGGGCACAAAUGAAAAAGAAAAGUGGCUUCCAGAUUACCAGUGUGACCCCUGCUCAAAUAUCAGCUAGUAUGAGCUCCAAUAACAGCAUAGCUGAGGACACAGAAAGCUACGAUGACCUGGACGAGUCCCACACUGAAGACCUGUCGUCUUCAGAAAUCUUGGAUGUUUCUUUAUCCAGGGCCACUGACUUGGGAGAACCUGAGAGGAGCUCCUCCGAAGAGACUUUAAAUAACUUCCAAGAGGCAGAGACUCCUGGGGCUGUUUCUCCAAACCAGCCUCAUCUUCCUCAGCAGCACGCUCCUCUGCCUCAUCACCCACAGCAGAGCGUUGUGAUCAAUGGAAGUGUUCACCCCCAUCACGUUCACCACCACCACCAUCUCCACCACCACCAUCACGGACACCAUCACCCAUCUCAUCCCGGGGUGGGCAGCGCCCCAGUUUCUGCAGGACCACCGCCUAGUCCGUCGUUCAGAAAACUAUCAACAACUGGAAGCUCUGACAAUGUUAUAUCAACUGCACCAGUUUCUGCUGCAUCAUCCACUGGUUCCCCGGCGUCUGUUGUGUCUAAUAUCCGCACUACGAGUACUCCUGGCAAUUUAGGUGUAAGUCCUGCUGCUGGAACUAGUACCUUAAAUAAUAUGGGUGGCGGUAGUUCUAGCGUGGCGAGCAGUGUGCUUGGUACUAUGAAUUUAAGCAACAUCACAAGUACUGGUAAUGUAAAUGCUUUGUCUGGAACUAGCAGCAAUGUUAAUGUGAAUAUCUUGAGUGGUGUUGGCAAUGGUACGAGUGCUUCCUCUAGUGUCAUUAACAAUAUUACUAACCCAACUGCAGGAAUGGCAGUGGGAUCAAGCCAGCAGCAGCCUGCCUCUGGCACGUCCAGGUUUAGGGUAGUAAAAUUAGAUUCUAGUUCUGAACCUUUCAAAAAAGGUAGAUGGACAUGCACUGAAUUCUAUGAUAAAGAGAACACUGUUGCAGUUUCAGAAGGAGUAGCAGUAAACAAAGCAGUAGAGACGAUAAAACAAAACCCGCUCGAAGUGACUUCUGAAAGGGAGAGCACCAGUGGGAGUUCUGCUAGCAGCAAUGUAAGCACACUGAGUCACUAUACAGAAAGUGUGGGAAGUGGAGAAAUGGGAGCACCUACUGUGGUGCAGCAGCAAGCCUUCCAAGGUGUGGGUCCGCAGCAGAUGGAUUUUAGCAGCACCGCUCCUCCGGCAAUUCCAGCAUCUAGUAUACCACAGAGUGUUUCCCAAUCGCAGCUUGCACAAGUCCAGCUGCAUUCUCAA